This is a messenger RNA of Bactrocera neohumeralis, 878 nucleotides long. RefSeq lists its product as uncharacterized. The coding region runs from base 244 to 822 and encodes 192 amino acids. Lineage: Eukaryota; Metazoa; Arthropoda; Insecta; Diptera; Tephritidae. The record is from RefSeq and is a predicted model, not a curated record. The transcript has 4 exons.
ACCAGCUUUAUAAACUCCUCCUGGGAAGUGGAAACGCAACACAAAUUAUUAACAAUUUAUUAUGUUUUAUUGAAGCAGCAAUUUCAUUAUACAAUUCUAUUGAUAUUCAUUCCUCCAAAAAUUAUCGAUGUAAUUCAAUUCGAUACAACAAGAAACAUCUGACCAUACAGUGCUUGCAUGCUUUACAGCAACAAUUCUACACAACAAAUAAAAAAUUAAAAUUCGAAGCUUUUCAGGUUUGUUAUGAAAAGGAGCGCAGUAGAAAUGGAGCGUCUGACAUAUGAAUCUGCCGUGAAAAAGGCGCAGUUGGUUGAACGGAAUCCUCAUCCUAAUGGCGUGAAUAUAUUGGAUCCAUUGCGCGUGUCCAUGCAUAAUGAGGAAGACAUCAUUUCAUUGGCAACACAAAUACAAAAUGCGGAUAAGCAGUUGAAAGCCGGAACAUGCCAGAAACUUUGUGUGAUACUAGAUCAGAUUAAAAUGCUGCAAGCGCAAGCCAUGCAAAUACUAAAGGAGUCCGACGAGAGUCAAUUAUUGCACAAUGCCGCCUGUAACUUCACAAAGAAACCCGGCCACGUUUAUCAUCUUUAUCAACGCCAAUCCGGUCAGAGUUAUUUCAGUAUGCUUUCGCCGGAAGAAUGGAGCGGUAGUGUAGAUCAGAAAUAUCUUGGCAGCUACAGGUUAGAAUUUGAUUUGUCAUGGACGCCGUUGGAUAAAAUGAAGGAACGAGAUGAGAAGAUGAAGUGGGCUGAGAAAUGUUUGGCAACAACCUCCUUAGCGGCAGGUCCAAUACCAAUGGCCAUUGAUUUUGGUAAUGAUAAAUAAACAAGUAAAUGUACUCUAGCAAAAUUUGGUGUGUAAUAAUAAUAAAAAUUGUAACU